Molecule: messenger RNA, 4041 nt
Organism: Lingula anatina
Lineage: Eukaryota; Metazoa; Brachiopoda; Lingulata; Lingulida; Lingulidae
Product: dihydropyrimidine dehydrogenase [NADP(+)]
Biological process (GO): uracil catabolic process; thymine catabolic process
Cellular component (GO): cytosol; cytoplasm
Molecular function (GO): dihydropyrimidine dehydrogenase (NADP+) activity; uracil binding; NADP binding
Source: RefSeq, a predicted model, not a curated record
CUGUGUUUUCGUCAGCGUAUCGGACGAUGUUGCGAUUGGGAAGGGCAGGCAUGGCCCUGGCGAGAUGCACAUCAAAAAUUACUACCCGAUCUCCCAGAUGUGUAACAUUAAGAACCUGCUUGCUCUGAACCCCAGGGUGAGUAAGCAUGCCAGCCUCAAGUCUUCCUCUGCCACCAAGAAAACCAAGCAGCACUGGAAAAGGAACCAAGAGAAGGGCUGCUCAACAUGCCCUUCUCUGGAAAAUAACUUUGAUGAUAUCAAGCAUACAACCUUGAGUGAAAGAGGUGCUUUGAGGGAAGCAGCCAGAUGUUUGAAGUGUGCAGAUGCCCCUUGUCAGAAGAGCUGCCCAACACAACUGGACAUCAAGUACUUUAUCACCAGUAUUGCCAACAAAAACUACUAUGGAGCUGCCAAGGCCAUCCUGUCAGACAACCCACUGGGUUUAAGUUGUGGCAUGGUGUGUCCAACCAGUGACUUGUGUGUGGGUGGAUGUAACCUGUAUGCUUCUGAAGAGGGACCCAUAAAUAUUGGGGGCUUGCAACAGUUUGCUGUGGAGGUGUUUAAGGACAUGAAGAUUCCCCAGAUCAGAGACCCCAGCCUUCCAGCCUUGGAGCUGUUACCAAGCAGUUAUCAUGAGAAGAUAGCUCUGAUUGGCUGUGGCCCUGCAAGUAUCAGCUGUGCUACAUACUUAGCCAGGAUGGGAUACUCUGAUAUUACUAUCUUUGAGAAACAGAAAUAUAUCGGUGGAUUAAGCUCAUCUGAAAUUCCACAAUACAGACUACCAUAUGAUGCUGUAAAUUUUGAAAUUCAGCUUAUGAGGGAUCUGAAAGUGAAGAUUGUGUGUGACACCUCUUUGAGUGCUUCCAAUGGACUUACAAUUCAGUCCUUGAAAGAAGAUGGAUACAAAGCCAUUUUCUUGGGAAUGGGUUUACCAAACCCAAAGAAAAUCUCAAUAUUUGAUGGUUUGACUGAAAAUAUGGGAUUCUUUACAUCCAAGGAUUUUCUUCCAAGAGUUUCUGCAGCCAGCAAACCUGGUAUGUGUCAUUGUAAGUCCUGGCUUCCAAGUCUCCAUGGCAACGUGAUAGUCCUCGGAGCUGGUGACACAGCAUUUGACUGUGCCACCUCUGCCCUGCGAUGUGGAGCAAGAAAAGUGUUUGUUAUCUUCCGCAAGGGCUUUACCAACAUCAGAGCUGUGCCAGAAGAGAUGGACUUGGCCAAGGAAGAGAAGUGUGAGUUCCUCCCAUUCCAUGCCCCUGCUAAAGUGGCAGUGAAAAAUGAUAGAAUCACAGGAAUGGAGUUCUACCGCACAGAACAGGAUGAAGAUGGGAACUGGGUGGAGGAUGAGGAACAGACAGUGAGGCUGAAGACAGACUUUGUCAUCUCUGCAUUUGGUUCAGGCCUCACUGAUGACGAUGUGAUCAAAGCCAUGUCACCCAUUAAGUUCAACUGCUUUGGUCUCCCUGAAGUGGAUCCAGAAAGCAUGUCAUGCUCUGAACCAGGGGUUUACUGUGGUGGAGAUUUAGCAGGAGUGGCUCAGACCACUGUGGAGUCUGUUAACGAUGGGAAACAAGCAGCAUGGCACAUACAUAAGUACUUGCAGUCUCUUCAAAAUAUGUUGGUAUCAUCUGUGCCUGCACUACCCAAGUUCUACACUCCCAUUGACUUGGUGGACGUCAGUGUGGAAAUGUGUGGACUGAAAUUUGUCAACCCAUUUGGCCUGGCAAGUGCUCCAACUUCUACAAGUGCUCCCAUGAUACGCAGGGCCUUUGAGCAAGGAUGGGCAUUUGUUGUCACAAAGACUUAUGCAUUAGAAAAAGACAUGGUCACCAAUGUGUCUCCAAGAAUUGUCAGAGGAACUACCUUUGGUCAUCUUUAUGGUCCUGGGCAGGGGUCAUUCUUAAAUAUAGAACUGACCAGUGAGAGAAAUGCCACAUACUGGUGUCAGAGUAUUAAGGAAUUAAAAAAGGACUUUCCAGAUAGGAUUAUUAUUGCUAGCUGUAUAUGUGGAUACAGCAAAGAAGAUUGGACUUUAUUAGCUAAAAUGACAGAGGAUGCUGGUGCUGAUGCUCUGGAGCUCAACCUGUCUUGUCCACAUGCCUCUGAUAUGGGUGAAGGUGGGAUGGGAGCUAUAUGUGGACAGGAUCCAAAGCUUGUGCGUAACAUCUGUAAUUGGGUACGAGAAGCAGUGAAGAUACCAUUCUUUGCCAAGUUGUCACCCAAUGUCACCAAUGCUGUAGAAAUAGCAAAGGCUGCCAAAGAAGGUAAUGCUGAUGGUGUCACUGCCACUAACACUGUAUCUGGUCUGAUGGGGAUAAAGAUGGAUGCUGCUGGAUGGCCUUGUGUGGGAAAGGAAAAGAGAACCACUUAUGGAGGUGUAUCUGGCAAUGCCCUUCGCCCCAUUGCUCUGCAAGUUGUGUCAACUAUUGCCAAUGCACUGCCAGGUUUUCCUAUUCUUGCUGCUGGGGGGAUUGAUUCAGCAGAGGCGGGGAUGCAGUUCUUGUAUGCAGGAGCAACAGUCCUGCAGGUUGGCAGUGCUGUUCAUAAUCAGGACUUCACAUUAAUUGAUGAUUAUGUGACUGGACUGAAAGUCCUGCUGUAUCUACAGAGCUUGGAGCUAAAGGACUGGGAAGGUCAAAGUCCACCAACCCCUGUCCACCAGUUGGGAAAACCCGUGUUGAAAGUGGUGGAUAUUGUUGGAAAGACCCUCCCUAACUUUGGUCUGUACAAGAAGCAGAAGAUGUCACUAUUUGUUGAGGAGAAGAGGAAAACCAAUCUUUUGGAUGAGGCAUUUUUACCGCCACCUCUCAGACCAGCAAACUCACCUAAGAAAGCAAUUCCCACUGUUCAAGAUAUGAUAGGCAAAGCUCUUCCCAUGAUUGGUGCUUUCAGUGAUCUGGACAACAAGCAGCAGUCUGUGGCCAGUAUAAUACAGGAGAUGUGUAUCAACUGUGGCAAGUGUUAUAUGACUUGCAAUGACUCUGGUUAUCAGGCCAUUACCUUUGAUCCAGAGACACAUCUGCCUGAAGUGACAGAAGAUUGCACAGGUUGUGGGUUAUGUGAGUCAGUUUGUCCCAUCAUUGACUGUAUCAAAAUGGUGCCUCGUACCACCCCCUACAUCCCAAAGAGAAAAAUCCCACCAACUAGUACGCCUCCCAUUACUUUGCACUGAGUAAGGAGUAAGGAAGCUUCUUCUAUAUGGAAGAGAAGAGGUUGCGGAUAUCUGGGUAUUACAAAGACAUAUCAAUAGGAUCACACUGCCCCACAAUCCACAGCUAUAUGUGCCAUUAAUUAAAUCGAGCAGGACACAUACCAGUUAGAUGUUUCAGUGUUUUUGUCAAUGCAUAUGCAACUUUUUUGAAGGGAAGAAAGAGUAUUUCAGUGAUGUAUGAUUUUUAUUAGAUGCUUGUAUCAGAUGUUUUUAAAAGUAAUAUAAAUAUUAAGGUGUGAGGUGCUGAAGACUUUUAGGAGUCAGCUACAAUGGUAUGAACAGACUAUUCUGGUAAAAUGAUGUGACAGAAGUGUGCACAUUUUUACAAUGUUACAAAUUUAAUUAUGAAUUAAAUUCUCAGACACAAUGGUGAAUUCCGAAAUUUUCAUGUGAUAAUUUUUAUGAAAGGAAAAUAUUACAAAAGAAUAUUUUUGUAUUAUGGUAUUUGUAUAUCCUUGUUUGUUUAAUGUUGAUAACAAAUUACAUAUAUACUUAACAGUAUGUGCAAUAAUGUUUUACAUUUAUUUAUCAGUGUAAAAAAAUUACAAAGUUAAAAAUACUAUAUAUAAAGGCAAAAAUAUUCUCUCUAAUACUAGACACUUACAUAUAUCUGCUGUUUUGCAGAGACUCUGACAUUUCGUCCUUUAUCACAAGGACACCUUCAGGGCACUGUUACUACAGGUGACACUGCUGGUGGUAUUGCAGUAUUAGAGUUAAUAUUUUUGUCUCCGAAUAUCACAAUUGGAUGAAUCAGAAUAAACAUACCAUAUAAUUAAAUUUUAUAAACUUGUAGAAAUAUUGUUAAACAUCGUAUGAAUAAAUGGAUAAAAUGA